Molecule: messenger RNA, 1168 nt
Organism: Ricinus communis (castor bean)
Lineage: Eukaryota; Viridiplantae; Streptophyta; Magnoliopsida; Malpighiales; Euphorbiaceae
Exons: 7
Coding region: 9-965 (318 amino acids)
Source: RefSeq, a predicted model, not a curated record
UUCAUUUUAUGCUGUUUCUCAAGUUUUUAAAAGUCAAGCAAUUCUUACAUUCUUCUCUGAUUCUCUCCUUCUGGUCUGCUUCUCUCUUUCUGACGCGCAGAAACAUGCGAAAUCGCACCUUACUGGCAUGGGGAGUAGCGAUUCUUUGCUUCAUAGUACUAAUGAUUGUCACUCCAUCCAUUCCUCAGUCUGAAGAAUACCACGAUUUCGCUGAUCAACGCGAAUUCUUUGGAAUACCCAAUACUUUGAAUGUGGUUUCCAAUUUUCCUUUUCUAGUUAUUGGUGUGGUUGGACUUGUGCUUUGCUUUUAUGGGAAUUACUUUAAAUUGAGCCUGCAAGGUGAGCUUUGGGGUUGGACUUGUUUUUUCAUUGGCGUGGCUGCAGUUGCUUUUGGUUCCGGAUACUACCAUCUCAAGCCCAAUGAUGCUCGUCUUGUGUGGGAUCGCCUGCCAAUGACUGUUGCAUUCACAUCAAUCAUUGCGAUAUUUAUCAUUGAAAGGAUUGAUGAGAGAAAGGGAACAAUAUCUAUAAUACCUUUAAUUUUGGCCGGCAUUGUAAGCAUUGCAUAUUGGAGGUUUUUUGAUGAUCUCCGCCCAUACGCUCUGGUGCAGUUUGUUCCUUGCAUUGCCAUUCCACUGAUGGCUAUCCUGUUGCCUCCAAUGUAUACACAUUCUUCCUUUUGGCUUUGGGCAGCAGGGUUUUAUCUUUUAGCUAAGGUGGAAGAAGCAACAGAUAAACCAAUAUACAGAUGGACUCAUCAUCUUGUCAGUGGGCAUACUCUCAAGCAUCUAUGUGCUGCAAUGGUUCCUGUUUUCUUGACACUUAUGCUUGCAAAGAGGAGCAUCGAAACAGAGAGGAUAAGCCUCUAUAGAAAGUGGAAGAUUUCAUGGACUGAGGUCAGAGAAAAUGGUGCAAAGGUGGAAAGUGUUAGCUGUACUUAUACAAGUAUACCUGUCGUGGAAUAACUGUAAUCCGCAUAUAGAUACUAAUCUCAUUCAAUACAGUUUUACAUCUGUACGUAGAUCAAAACCACAAAGUUAGCACUAACCCGGUUAUUAAACACUGAUCAACUUGCUGAACUGAAUGUAAUACCGGUAUGAAAAUCUUUGUUCAUUAGAAUACUGUACUCUUUGUAUAGAAAGAAAUACAUGUUCAUCUGACCUGAUUA